Messenger RNA from Setaria italica (foxtail millet), 1978 nucleotides. Its product is annotated as protein PNS1. NCBI's taxonomy places the organism in Eukaryota, Viridiplantae, Streptophyta, Magnoliopsida, Poales, Poaceae. Gene Ontology annotation, cellular component: membrane. The record is from RefSeq and is a predicted model, not a curated record. Gene Ontology annotation, molecular function: transmembrane transporter activity. The transcript has 3 exons. Bases 172 to 1674 code for a protein of 500 amino acids. Gene Ontology annotation, biological process: transmembrane transport.
AGCCAUAUCCGUGCUAUCUGUGGGACAGAGACGAAGCAGAGCAGGCGAAGCAAGCGGAAAGCCACGACCGCCGCGAAAGCGAAAAGCAGAGGAGGGAGGAGGAGAUGAGACGAGACCACUAGAGCAGAGCAAAGCUGCGGGACUCCAGAGAGAGACACCCACAGAGAGGAGAUGGCGAGGCGGGGCGGCGAGAUCACGGCGGCUUUCCCAGGCGGCGGCGCCGGCAUUGCUGGGGCGUCGACGGGCACGCCGACGCCGGCGGCGAGCCCGUACCAGGUGGCUGUUGAAAUUGAAGAGCAAAUUUAUUCCCCUUUUGGCAACAUUGAGGUCCCAGAUAGUCGUGGUUGCUGCAGUGGGUUCACAGGCAGUGUGACCAAAGUGUUCUUCAUCCUCCAUCUACUUGCUUUCAUUGCCCUCACAAUCUUCCUAGGCGUCCAGGCCUCUUCCCACCAGAACCCUACCUACAAGCCCUUCUCCAACUUCAUCCCUCUGGUAUCCUCUGUCAUAGUAUCCACAAUUUCUGCCUGCUUCUGGGUUAUCCUUGCAGUCACAAACCCUCCAAAAGCCAUCAAGACCUCUCUCUGGGCUGCCCCUGUUUUUGCACUCGCUUGCGGUGUAGUCAUACUCCUCGUUGCUAAUAGUGCUGCACUUGGUAUUGGAGUGCUUGUAGUUGUAUUCGUCGUUGGAGCAGGACUAUACAGUUGUUGGGCCUCUGGUCCACGUCUUCGGCAUGCCUCUGAGCUGCUUUCCGCUUCUGUCACUGGAGCACACUUGCCACCUUCUACUUCUUGCUUUGUUAUCUUUGUCCUUCUUGCAAUGUUUGGCUAUAUGGCCUUCUGGACAGUUGCCAUCAGCUGCAUUGCUGCUGCAGAAGGGCACUUGAUGAACUACCGGAUGGCUUAUGUGGCAGCACUUCUGGUGAGCAUGGCAUGGACCAUGCAGGUACUGCGCUAUGUUGUCUAUGUGGCAGUGGCAAAAUUGGCACAUGUCCGGCUUGUCUAUGGUAUCCGCAUGCCAGGUGGUGCUGUCGAAGUAUUCUGUGGCACGAUAUUCGGACCAGCCUUUGGGGACAUAUGCAUGGGUGCAAUGGCUGUCCCAGUGAACUCAGCAAUUCGGGGAUUGGCUCGAGCAAUGAAAACGGCAGCUGGCGGCAAUGACGAGUUCAUUUUGUCAGGACAGGGCUGCUGCUUUUCUGUAUCAGAGAAAAUGCUGGGACGUGCUAACCGCUGGGGUUUUGUGCAUGUGGGGGCGCGGGGGAAGGCAUUCUGUGUGGCUUCGCGGGAUGUGUGGUCCCUUUUUGUUCUCCGUGGGAUAGAAAAUCUUGUUGAUUCAGACCUUACUGGUUCGUUCUGCUUCCUCUCUUCCGUGACAGCAGGCGCGUUGGCCUCACUGGUUGCUGGUUCAUGGGCACUAGCCACCGUGGAUAAAGAUCAGAAGAAGUUAGCUCUGCCUGUAUCCAUCUAUGCAUUCCUAAUCGGUUAUUACAUGUGCCGGAUGAUGAUCGCGUGGCCACAGGCGUGUGUGGCAGCUUACCACGUCGCAUAUGCAGAGAACCCGCAUAACCCCCAGCUGGGCACACUGAUACCAGAACAUCUGAGUGAGCUCCAAGCAAUAGCUGCAGAUCGUGAUCGUCCCAGAGUUGUCGAAUCUAAAGAUGACCUUGAUGAUCCGUAGAUCCUUCCAUUCUUUCAGUCAAUUAAUUUUCCUGAUCCCUGGAGCUUGAGUCUUAGACACCACUAGGAAGCAGAUACAGUUGCUGAUGGUUCAGGGCUGCUGCAGAUGGUAGAGCAGUGUGUGCUUGACAUAGGGUUUCUGCUUAUAUGUCCUGGUCGAAACCUCUCAUACUUAGUGCUGUAGAUAUUAUUGAGCAAGCUGAAAAAAAAAGGUGGUUUAGAUGAUCUGAGACACUAGCACAUAGAUGUACAGAGAGUUUAGCACAGCGAACAGACAUGCAGAAUGGAUAUAUUGUUUCAGUUAA